Messenger RNA from Saccharomyces paradoxus, 1128 nucleotides. RefSeq names its product ditrans,polycis-polyprenyl diphosphate synthase (gene NUS1). Gene Ontology annotation, cellular component: dehydrodolichyl diphosphate synthase complex; endoplasmic reticulum membrane. NCBI's taxonomy places the organism in Eukaryota, Fungi, Ascomycota, Saccharomycetes, Saccharomycetales, Saccharomycetaceae. Gene Ontology annotation, molecular function: ditrans,polycis-polyprenyl diphosphate synthase [(2E,6E)-farnesyl diphosphate specific] activity. The record is from RefSeq and is a predicted model, not a curated record. Bases 1 to 1128 code for a protein of 375 amino acids. The transcript has a single exon.
AUGCCUACGAUGAUCAAAAAGGAUGAUAAAACAAUGGAGCCCCCUAAUGGAAAACCGCAUAGAAAGAUCGAAAGGGAUGAUGUUCCAGAGUCUUCCAAUCAUAUCCCCCCUCCAGAAUCUGGUGUCUUAAAAGGUGGUGAGGUUAAUUCAAAAACCAGAGCCUUGAAGGCCGUUACAAGUAUCAUUGCAGACGCCGAUGAGAAGCCUCAGAAGAAGUUGAACAAUGAGGUGAAUGGAACCCAGAAGCAAAAGACAGAAUAUUGGGGUAAAAGCAUAGGUAAAUUUGAAUACAUUUUUUACAAAUUUUUACUUGUGCUGCUAUACAUUUGCUUCGGGUUGUUUCGAUACGGUCAAUACCAAUAUCAUAAGAUGAAACUAAGAAUAUUCAGUAUCAUCUACAACCAUGCAUAUACGCCACAAUUGAUUAGACAGGACGUUGUUUCUUUGAAAAAAAUUCCUAAAAGGUUAGCCGCAAUCUUGGAAGUCAAGCCUGUUGGCGACGUUGGCGGCGGUGUGACAGGCUUAUUAAAUGACGCGAGUGAAAUUGUAUGUUGGACUGUUUCAGCCGGUAUAAAACAUUUGAUGUUGUACGAUUACGAUGGAAUAUUACAAAGAAAUGUUCCAGAACUGAGAAUGGAAAUUCACUCCAACCUGGCUAAGUAUUUUGGGCCAGCUCAUGUCCCAAACUACGCUGUUAAAAUACCUCAUUCUAACAAGAUAUUCUAUAACCUGGACGGGAUUGAAACUGAAACCGAUGUCAGUAAUGAAAUAGAAGCUAACGAAGAAAAGGACAAGAUUGCCAUUGAAAUUUCUUUAUUGUCUAACAGAGACGGUAGAGAGACGAUUGUCGACUUGACGAAAACUAUGGCUGAGUUGUGUGCCGUUAACGAAUUGAGUGUUUCUGACAUCACAAUGGACUUAGUCGAUUCAGAGCUGAAACAAUUAGUUGGACCCGAACCAGAUUUAUUGUUAUAUUUCGGGCCUUCAUUGGAUUUACAAGGGUUCCCGCCUUGGCAUAUUAGAUUAACUGAAUUUUACUGGGAAAAAGAUAACAAUGAAGUCAUAUAUUCGGUUUUUAUCCGCGGUUUAAGACAGUACGCAGGAUGUAAAGUGAAUGUUGGUAAGUGA